Messenger RNA from Sceloporus undulatus (fence lizard), 3189 nucleotides. RefSeq lists its product as uncharacterized. The record is from RefSeq and is a predicted model, not a curated record. Gene Ontology annotation, molecular function: protein binding. NCBI's taxonomy places the organism in Eukaryota, Metazoa, Chordata, Lepidosauria, Squamata, Phrynosomatidae. Gene Ontology annotation, biological process: SCF-dependent proteasomal ubiquitin-dependent protein catabolic process. Gene Ontology annotation, cellular component: SCF ubiquitin ligase complex. Bases 137 to 2848 code for a protein of 903 amino acids. The transcript is spliced from 17 exons.
GUCGGCGGGGACUUCCGCCCCAGAAGAGGGUUCGCCGCCGUCAUGGAUCCGGAAGCCCCGGUGAGCAGCAGCAGGAGGAGGAGGGCAGGGAGGCCCCGGUCUGACUUUGGGGGACCUGCUGCUGAGCCUCUACGAAAUGGGCUUCUCCGAGGGACAGGUCCGGGCUGCCCUCCGCGCAGGAUGCCUCAGCGCCCCGGAAGCAGCCAACUGGUUGCUGCAAGAAGUGGGAGAGCAGCAGCAGCAGCCACCACUCAUCCUGCAGGAGCAGCAGCAUCACCGCAACCCCCCAGGAGCCCCAGACCAAAGAGCAAUGGAUGCCUUCAAUCCACCCAGGCAGCCCCUGGUGGUCCUCUCAGGGCCAGAUGCCCCCCGCCUGAGCCUCAGGGCGCCAGACCCCAGGCUGGAUUUGGCCACAGAAGAGCCUCAUGGGAGAGUGGAAAGCCAGGCCUUGGCCCAGCGGGAGCAGCUGGCUCAGCAGCUGAGAGCCGAGAAGAGGAACAAGAGGAAGGAACAUGAGCUGAUCUUGCAGAGAAUAGCCGAUGACCGAAGGCAGGUCCAGGUGAAGGCACAGCUGACCCAGGCCUUGCCCUCCACCCAGAGCCUUCCACCAUCAGAAGUCAGAACGCAGCAGCAGCAGCCCCACGCCUCUGAAGAAAGUGGGCAGUGCCUCCUUGUGGUCCGCCUCCCCACAGGGGCAUCCAUCCGUGAGCAUUUCCCAGCCGACUCCCCCCUGGAGACCCUCCACCAGCACCUCCUGGCUCAGCACCCGGAGCUCUCCCCAUCCUCCUCCUUUCUUCAGACCUUCCCCAAGAGACGCUUCAGCCCAGCUGACUUCUCCUCCACCCUGCGGGAUUUGGGCCUGACCCCCAGUGCCACCCUCUGCCUUGUUGAUCCCCCACCUUCUGGGAGCCCCCAUCUGGAUCCCCAACUGCAAGCGCUCUCUGAGGGGUCCAGCCAACUCCAAGCGGGGGAAGGAGGAGACCUCCGUUCAAAGGGAGGCCUGGCGCUUGUGCUCCAUUCCCCAAAGCAGCUGCCACGGGGGGGCCCAAGGCAACAGCCGGGAGGAGAUGGCAGCCGCCUCGGGGGGCCCGACUUUCCUGAGCAUCACCGCUGGGGCUGGGGACAGAAGUUGGACUCACAUGAGGAGCCCAUGGAGGAGGGCCCUUUAGAGAGCAUGGGGCAAGAGGUGCCAGGGGAUGAGGAUGAAGAUGAUGACCUUCUGCCAGGUUUCCCGCACUCCCUGGAAGGUGCUCGAAGGGCUAUGGGUUUCAGCCACCCCUGGCCUGCAGCUGGCAACCGGCUCAGUGCCACAGGAGAGAGCGGGGCUGAAUCUCCAGAGCUUCCACUGGCUGUGGCCCGAGCGGCCGAACGGCGCCUGCAGGAGGCAGCCACUUGUGGACGCGAGAGCGAGGAGGAAGAGAAGAAGCAGCGUCAGCAGAGAGGCUUCCCUGGCACCACAACCCCCCCAGGACGUCUCCACCCGGCUGUGCCACCCCUCUUCCAGCUGUCCCUACAGGGGACUGUGGCCCUGCUCAAAGCCCCCAGCAAGCAAUACUGCAGCAGCCUCUCUGCCUUGACGCCUGAGCUGGCUGAGCACCUCCUGGCACACAUGGCCCGAGGGGGCCUCCUGAGCCCUCGCAGCCUGCGGCUCUUCUUCGGGUGCCCCCUCCAGAGGCUGCGCCUGGACUGCUACCCCUAUGCCACCAAUGAGCUCCUCCGCCAGCUCCAGGCCUUCCCGGCCCUCCGGCACCUCAGCCUCUUCUCCUGCUCUGUCAUCACUGACCAGGGCCUCUCUGUCCUGCAGUACCUCUCCCAGCUCCAGCACCUCAACCUCUCCGCCUGCGUGAAGCUCACCGACAAGUGCCUGCAGUUCCUCAAAGGGCUGUCCCGCCUGUCCCACCUGGCGCUGGAUCAGACGCGUGUCUCGGAUCAGGGCCUGGCAGAGUUUCUGCCCUCAGCGCCCCCCACCCUCACCCACCUGAGCCUCAAUCAGACGGGAAUCACAGACAGCACCCUUGCCCUCCUGUCCCAGCAUGCCCCCCACCUCUGGGUACUCAGCCUUAAGCAGACAGGUGUCACGGACGUUUCAGCGCUGCGGCACUUGGGGGCUCUGCAGGUGCUCCACCUUGAUGGGACCCCUGUGAAUGAGGCUUCCCUCCAGACCCUUUCCUCACACCCCUCCCUCUCCAGCCUGACCCUCUCAGGAGUCCAGUCGCUGGACGGCAACAGGGCCCUGGAACUCAUCUCAGGUUUGCCUUUGGUGCAUCUCUCUCUGCCCAGCCGCCACACGGUGACGGACAUUGGCCUGGCUGCACUGUGCCGCCUCUCCGGCCUCAUGGAGCUGGACCUGACAGACUACACCCAUGUCACCGAUGAGGGGCUGCGGCACCUGCCCCAGUUGAGCAGGCUCCGCCGCCUGUCGCUCUGCAACACGCUGGUGACGGACGUUGGCCUGCAACAUGUCGAGGGCCUGGCCCUCCUGGAGGAGCUGCGCUUGGACCGCCUCAGGGUCUCCAGCACAGGGGUGGCGCGCUGCAUCGUCCGUCUCCCUCACCUGCAGGUGCUGAGUCUCGCCAGCACGCCAGUUGGAGACACAGUGGCCAGGCUGGGCAUUGCCCGCUGCAAACAGCUCCUCAAGGUGAACCUGAGUCGUACCCGCCUCACCGACCGAGGCCUCUGCUUCCUCCGCCAUGUGCCCCUCAUCCAGCUCAACUUUGAUGGCUCCGGAGUAACCACUCUCGGUGUGGCCAGCCUCCAGGCCGCUUGCCCAUCCUUGGGCAGCAUCCGCGCCAGCCACCUGCGCUUCCUGCCCCCAGAGGAAGUCUCAGAUGAAGAGGGGCCCAGCUAGGUGGGGCCAGAGAGCCUCCUGGCCGCUUCUCUCGCCCCUUCCAGGCCUCGGUUUCGUGGUUGGCUUGCGUUGGGACUGCUUUGAUGGCUAUGUCGCUGCAGGGCAAGAAGGGAUGCACAAGGGACGUUUCCAGAGGGGGUCUUUGGAGUGUGCCAGUGCCUCCUUUGCUUCCAGACCAGAGGAAGAGGAUCUGCGCAGGGGCUGAAGGAGAGGAAGGAGAGCCCCUGUCUGGGGGGGAGGCAGACCGUGAGCAGAAAUGCCAGCGGGCAGCAGAGGGGAGGGUGCUUGAUUGCCAUUUGUGCCUUCAUAUUUUGCAAUUAAACAUAGGACUGCUAACUAAA